Molecule: messenger RNA, 1672 nt
Organism: Nicrophorus vespilloides
Lineage: Eukaryota; Metazoa; Arthropoda; Insecta; Coleoptera; Silphidae
Product: glutamate-rich WD repeat-containing protein 1
Exons: 5
Coding region: 239-1531 (430 amino acids)
Molecular function (GO): protein binding
Source: RefSeq, a predicted model, not a curated record
AUUCAACAAAUUGUGCAAUAAACACGAAAAUAUUCUUCGCGUCAGUCUAAAAAAAUACCAGCGUCUGACAUUUGACGUUCUUUUUUUUAUAUUAUUUACACAAUGCUACCAACUAAGAGGACGGUGCUAUUAUUGCCCAGUGCCGCCAACAAAACCUUCUUGCACCGGUGUUGUCAUUCCCGCAUGUCCAUUUGAAAAUACACCGUCAGUUUGAGCACGUGUUUUGUUUGUUGUUAAAAUGGAGACUGAAGUGAAUGAAGAUGUUGUCGAGAUGAUGGAAGAAGACGAGGAGACCAACGAGAAUGGCGAGGUGUAUCUGCCUGGACAAAAGUUGGAGGCUGAUGAGAAGCUGGUUUGUGAUACCUCAGCCUAUGUGAUGCUCCAUCAGGCUUCCACCCAAGCACCCUGCUUAAGUUUCGAUAUAGUUAAGGAUAUGCUAGGUGAUAACAGGGAAGAGUAUCCACUGACCUGUUACAUAGCCGCUGGUACACAGGCAAACAAAACUCAUGCUAACAGUAUAAUUAUCAUGAAGAUGCACAACCUUCAUAAAGUUGUGAAUCAUGAAAAUGAAGAGAGUGAUUCUGAGGAUGAUGAUGAGGAGGACGAUGAUGAGGGUGAAAAGAAUCCAAAAAUGAUAGCUGCUUUCAUCAAGCAUCCUGGCUGUGUAAAUAGAAUUAGGACUGUGACUCUACCAAAUGUAGCAUUAGCAGCCACCUGGAGUGAGCUGGGAAUUGUAAACGUUUGGAGUAUAAAUGAACAGUUGGAGGCGUGCGACUCGCCGCAAUUAUUGGAAACUUAUAAUAAGAAGCAAAACGCAAUCAAUCCGCUUUUCUCAUACAGAGGACAUAAAUUGGAGGGAUUCGCACUGGAUUGGUGUCCGACUGCACCGGGUGUGUUAGCAACAGGUGAUUGCAAACAGGAUUUAUACGUGUGGCAACCAAAAGAGGGCGGAACUUGGGAGGUGUGUAGAGAACCGCUUGUCGGUCACACGCAGUCCAUAGAAGACAUCCAAUGGUCUCCCAAUGAGGUAAACGUGAUGGCCACGUGUUCUGUAGAUCGUUCCAUCCGCGUUUGGGACACUCGUGCGGCACCUUCCAAGGCUUGCAUGAUCACCUGCGAAAACAGUCACGAAGGUGAUGUGAACGUAAUCAAUUGGAAUCGCAACGAACCGUUCAUACUGAGCGGCGGCGACGAUGGUUGCUUGAAGAUCUGGGAUUUGCGGCAACUCCAACAGAAUAGUCCGGUGGCAAUAUUCAAACACCACAAGGCUCCUGUAACCAGCGUCGAGUGGCAUCCCACGGACUCGACUGUCUUCGCCUCAUCCGGAGAGGACAACCAGAUCGCUCAAUGGGAUUUGGGCGUUGAAAAAGACGGUGAUCUGACCGACGUUGAGGAAAUACCUUCGCAAUUGCUCUUCAUCCAUCAAGGACAAGAGAACAUCAAGGAAAUCCAUUGGCACAAGCAAUUGACUAGUGUUUUGAUCAGCACGUCGCUCGAUGGCUUCAACAUUUUCAGAACGAUAAGUGUGUAGCAUUUUAUUUAUGAACAAUCUUCAAUUUUUAUUGUAAUUACACUUAAAGUUGUUGCUUUCAUUGGCUACUUCUAGAACGUUUAUAAUAAUUAUAUAUAACACAAUAUUGAUGUUAAAGUUAAAAAAUAUAUUUUAAAAAUA